AUGAAUAUCAUUGAAUCGAAUAGGGAAAAGGAGAGGAUAAGCCUGCACAGCCAUAUUAGUGGCUUGGGGCUAGAUGCGGACGGGUUCGUGCAGGACUUGAACUUUGAGCAGAAAAAAAGGAAAGGCGGCAAAGUGGGCGUCAACGGGUUCAUGAAUGGGCAUCCAAAUGGGGUAACAAAUGGGCAUCCGAAUGGGGUAACAAAUGAGCAGGCAAACCCGGAUGACGCAUUAUGUAACGAAUUCACAGGUAACGGAAUGGAAGAAGAGCAGGGAAUGAAGGCAAACAGUGAACUUAAUGGGUAUGUGCACACAAAUGGGGAGUGCACUCAUCCCCAGGAAGAAAGCGACGAUGAAGUAUAUCGAAACUUCUACAACUGCAAAGGAAUGAUUGGACAAAAGAAAGCGAGAGAAGCCGCAGGAAUAUUUAUCAAUCUAAUUAAGGAAAAAAAUAUAUGCAAAUGUUUGCUCUUAGCAGGCCCCAGUGGAAGCGGAAAAACAGCCAUAGCAAUAGCUAUAAGUAAGGAAAUUAGUGAAGAUUCCAUCCCUUUUUGCAUCUUCAAUGCAUCUCAGGUAUAUUCUUGUGAAGUAAAAAAAACAGAAAUAUUAACUCAAUAUAUAAGGAAAAGUAUCGGCGUAAAAAUAAAAGAAAUAAAAGAAGUGUUUGAGGGUGAAGUCAUAAACAUAGAACCAUUUUACGAUGAUACAUACGAAGAAAAAAAAAUUUCCUAUGUACAUAUUACCUUGAAGACUUUGAAGGAACAAAAAAAAAUAAAAAUUCAUUCAUCUAUAUAUGAUAAUAUUGUCAAAGAGAAAAUUCAAGAAAAAGAUAUUAUAUACAUUGAAUCACACAGCGGGUUAGUUAAACGGGUAGGGAAAUGCAGCUUAUACCAAGAUAUGUUUGAUAUCGAGACGGACACGUUUGUUGACUUACCUAAAGGAAAUGUGCAUAAGAAAAAAAAUAUCAUUCAGAAUGUUACCCUCUACGAUUUAGAUAUAUCUAAUGUGCAGCCAAAGGAUAAUAUUCUCAAUUUUUUGCAAAACUCUAAAUCUAAGAAAACCGAAAUUACCGAUAAACUGAGAAAUGAAAUUAACAAAAUUGUUUAUAAAUAUGUCGACCAGGGGAUAGCUCAAAUUAUACCGGGAGUCCUCUUCAUUGACGAGGUGCAUAUGCUAGACAUUGAGUGCUUCACAUACUUGAACCGAACUUUGGAAUCCAACUUGGCCCCCAUAGUCAUUUUGGCCACAAAUCGAGGAAUAUGCAACAUAAAAGGUACGAACAUUAUAUCUGCCCACGGAAUCCCAGUUGACUUACUCGAUCGAAUCAUAAUUGUUAAAACCAUGUUGUACAAUAAAGACGAAAUACUGCAGGUUCUAAAACUGAGGUGCAAAUUUGAGAAAAUAAAAAUCGAAAACGAAGCCUUACAUUACUUGGCAGACAUAGGCAUCCAGUGUUCCCUAAGAUAUGCCAUUCAACUUUUAACCCCAGCGAAAAUAUUAUCCAAAAGAAAAGGGAAAAAAAGGAUAAAUAAAAGCAUCAUAGAAAUUGUUUCGUCCAUUUUUUUUGACACAAAAAGAUCCACGCAGCUUCUCUUGGACGACAAAAAUAAAUAUUUGUACUAG
Molecule: messenger RNA, 1620 nt
Organism: Plasmodium coatneyi
Lineage: Eukaryota; Apicomplexa; Aconoidasida; Haemosporida; Plasmodiidae
Product: RuvB-like helicase
Exons: 5
Coding region: 1-1620 (539 amino acids)
Biological process (GO): chromatin remodeling; box C/D snoRNP assembly; regulation of transcription by RNA polymerase II
Cellular component (GO): R2TP complex; NuA4 histone acetyltransferase complex; Swr1 complex
Molecular function (GO): ATP hydrolysis activity; DNA helicase activity; ATP binding
Source: RefSeq, a predicted model, not a curated record